AUGUUGCGCCGCCUGGCAGACACCUGGCGCCUAACUGCGGCGCAGGCCAAGGCCAUUGGGCGGCCCGAGGCUGAAGGCAAGAUCCGGAUCUGCAUCGGCGACUUCCGGCCCAACGUGAUCGCGCCGCCCGCCGCGGCGGCGGAGGGCGAGCAUCCCCACACGGACGGCCCGCUGCGGCUGCAGGUGGAGCUGUUCCGGGCGGUCGCGCCGUCGCUGUUCUGGCUGGGCGACGCCCGCACCUCCUGGUUCUUCGACUGCGUAGG
Molecule: messenger RNA, 263 nt
Organism: Monoraphidium neglectum
Lineage: Eukaryota; Viridiplantae; Chlorophyta; Chlorophyceae; Sphaeropleales; Selenastraceae
Exons: 4
Source: RefSeq, a predicted model, not a curated record